AUGGCUACCGGCUCUACCUCUAACAGAUUUCCAAAUCUGUACUGGUCAAUAGAUUAUAUCACAGGGUUAAAUAAUCUAAAAUCUCAAUCAUUCAAAUCACUUAAACAAUUGCAUGAAUUGAGAAAAUUAGUGUUUAAUUAUAUGACUUAUUAUCAUGCCAAUAGUGAAUUUUUAAAUAAAUCAAGUAUUGAUCUAUUUCCAGUGGAAAGUACUUUUUUACCAUUUGAAUACAAUCCUAGAUCAGUUUCAAACACUCCCACCACAUCACCCUAUAGGAAAAGAAUAGUAUCUAACGAAACAACCGUGCUUAAACACGAAACCACUAUGACUACUGCUUAUAGUGAAUACAUCGAUUAUAUGUCACAAGAAUCUACAAUUUUAUUGAACUUAACUUCAAUUAUUGAUCGUGAUGUGUUUCAAGAUAUCACCAUGUAUUUGAAAUACCAUGAACCUAAAAUUAAUCAACAGUUUAGUCGAUUAGAUGAGAUUUAUAAUAAUUAUUUGAAAAGUUAUAAGGUUAUUGAAAAAUUGAAGUCAAGACAUACUGAGCAAUUGAGAUUGAAAGAGUUUUCUCAAUCUCAAGUUGAACAAACAAAAGCUAGUCAAGAUGAAUCAGUUGGAGAAGAAGAAGAAGAAGAAGAAGAACAACAACAGCAGCAUUCAUCAUCAUUUGAAGAAUCAUAUGCCGAUGAAGAUUUGGAAGAAGAGGAAAUUGACAAUACUUUUGAUUUGAAUUUCCCAUUGCAUAUAGGUACGGUUGUUGUAUCUUCAGCAGAAGAGUUGCAACUAAUUAUGAACCAAUUAAUUACCAAAGUCCCUAUUACUAUGAGAAAAAUUCCCUUGCCUGGAUACAAAAAUGAAAUUUUCAGUAGUGAAUCAAUAUCGAAGGUUUUACUUAGCAUACCAAUAAAAGGGUUUAAACCUUCAAGAUUGAACAUUGAAAAAUUUGGGCAAGGAUUACUUGAUUUAAAAUUAAUGACAAGUAGUAAUUUUUUCAACAAAAAGUUUAAAAGUGAAGGUAUGUGGUUUGAAUGGUCUGACUUGGCUGUAUACUUCGCUGAGUUCAAAUCUUCCCUGGCUGCAUCAUCAGUACAAGAAACUAGUAGUAUUGGGUCAAACACAACGUCAACAACUAAUAAAUCUAGUGCAAUUUCUUCACCGAAAAAUGGUCGAGCUAAGUUUAUUACUGACAUGGCAGAAACGACAACUAGAUUCAAUGCCAUGUUUAAUAAUGUUAGAAGCUCGAUAUUGAAAACAAAUCAUGCCGAAAUACUCGCGGAAAUAGAAGACAACUAUAAUGAGGAGAUCUUGAAUUUACAAGAAUACAAGUAUUUAUUGGAGAAUGGAUUAUUUGAUUUAUCACAAUAUUUAGAAAAAUUUGAAAAAAUGAAAAUAGAAAUAAUUUACAAGAGUUUAUCGAGAUUACUGGAAAUUUUAUUACGAUUCCAAAAGGAACAAACUACCAAAUUAGAAGCAUUUUCAAAUAAUUUCAUUCACAAUAUUAAUAAAUCAGAGAAUUAUCUACAUGACUUCAAUAAAGCUAUGGAGCAUUUUAGUACUGGAAUAUAUUUCCCAAGUGUGAUCACAUCCGAUACCAAUGUGAGACCGACCAGUAUUAGAACUAACUAUCAAAAUUUGAAAUAUCAAUUUGAUUUAUAUAAAGACAUUCCAUUGCAGUUACAAAAUAACUUCAAUUCAGAUAAUGAGUCCUUAUUAAGUAUUGCGUCGAUUCCCUAUAUAUUAUACCAGACAAUAAAAAUCAUUGAAGAGAGAAGUAAUGAUAAUGUUGAAGAUGUUAGAAAGUUAUGGAUGGCACCAAUUGAGUAUCAAAGUCAAUGGAGAAUAAAGCAAGACAUUAUCCAACUUAUUGCUGAUUAUACACCAGAUUUGAAAAAUGAUAUAUCUAACAAAUAUUUGAUUGAACAAGAAUUUUGCAAUCAAGUGUUGAAACAUUUAAAAGCCCAAAAUACCAAUGAUGUGAUAAUUUUCGUGAAGAAUUGGCUUCUUGAAAUAAGUGAUUCUAUCAUUCCAUUUGUCAUUUUCGAUAGUUUGAUGAAUUUAUAUAAUCAGGAAAAUAUUGCAUCAACUGAUUUAAUAAAGCUUCUUUCUACUAUUCCUAGAAGUAAUUUAGCAUCGUUGAUAUAUUUUAUUGAAUAUUUCGGUAAUUUAUUUGCCUUGGGUAGUAUUCCAAACUAUGAGAUUUCUGAUGAAUUACCAGAAGAAUCAUUGUUGGAAUCAAUAGAAGAAAGCAAAAUUGUCCAAGUUUCUGAUGAAUUGAAUUCAAUGGAUACUAUUGGAUCUAUACCCAUUAUGCAUUUAAUUUUAAGACCCUCAACAUCAAAGAAUUCUACUGGGUUUAAACCACCAUUGGAUAAGUAUAAACGUAUAAUGGUUGAUAUUUUGAAACUUGAUGUAAGAACUGAAUUAUUGAAACAUUUGAUUGAACAUGAAAUUAAAUAUAAAUCUAAAAAAGAAGCUGAAAAAUUACAGGUUAAAAAGAUUCCAGUGCUGGCACCUGUUUCAGUUUCCGUAUCAGUAUCAGAAUCAGAAUCUCCUCAAACACCACCCCCUACUAAGGUGAAUUCUGUUGAUAAAAACAUGCCAGCGAUUGCACAACCACAACCAACCCAACCAACAACGCAAAAACGUCCAGAAAGUGCAGAGUUCACUUUAAGGCCAUUUAGGACAAGACCAACACCAGUUCCAAGUCCACAAUCGUCACCUAAACGAGCAUCAUUCCCAACUUUUACUGGUGCAUUGAGUUCGUCAAUCUCAGGUGGUGGUGCAACAGGUAAACUGCUAACUCCACCACAAUCACAAUAUACAACAACUAACCAGUUAUUACCAUCUACUUCACAUCAUACCAACCGUGGACGUAGUUUGAGUAAUUCAUUUAUUACUCCUAAAAUUGAAAUUGAAUUUGAAAAUUAA
Molecule: messenger RNA, 2931 nt
Organism: Candida dubliniensis CD36
Lineage: Eukaryota; Fungi; Ascomycota; Pichiomycetes; Serinales; Debaryomycetaceae
Exons: 1
Coding region: 1-2931 (976 amino acids)
Source: RefSeq, a predicted model, not a curated record